Molecule: messenger RNA, 5909 nt
Organism: Coturnix japonica (Japanese quail)
Lineage: Eukaryota; Metazoa; Chordata; Aves; Galliformes; Phasianidae
Gene: H6PD
Product: hexose-6-phosphate dehydrogenase/glucose 1-dehydrogenase
Biological process (GO): glucose metabolic process; pentose-phosphate shunt; pentose-phosphate shunt, oxidative branch
Cellular component (GO): endoplasmic reticulum
Molecular function (GO): NADP binding; 6-phosphogluconolactonase activity; glucose-6-phosphate dehydrogenase activity
Source: RefSeq, a predicted model, not a curated record
GGAGGAUCAGGGGCGGGACAUUGUGUCGGGCCCGCCCGCAGCCUCCGCUCCUCCACCGCACCCCGCAGUCCAAGCCGGGGGUGGGAGGGAGAAGGGGAACGAGCUGCCUUAUCUUGCUUGCAAAAUCCUGCUCACCUGACCGUUGAUCGUUGCGUCCGCAGCCACAGGACAGAGAUCUGCAGUCGGGGCUGUGAGGAAGAUGAGUUUCCAUCUGCUUUUGCUGCUGCAUCAUUUGUAAAGCUCCUGUGUUACUCAGUGUUCCUGAGUCUGCCUUCCCUCUCCCAAGAUGCUGAGAAGAGUCCUGUGUACCAUGUUGCUCAUGGGAGCCUUGCCAUCACAGGCUGAGGCGUCUCAGGGCCACAUCUCUGUGGUCUUGCUGGGAGCCACAGGGGAUUUAGCCAAGAAGUAUUUGUGGCAGGGUUUGUUCCAACUCUACAUAGACCAAGUGAGCAGUGGCCACAGCUUCACCUUCCAUGGGGCUGCGCUGACAGAUCUGGAACCAGGGCAGAAGCUGAUGUUUGAUGUACUGAAGAGGCUGGCCUGUCCCCCAGAUGAAUCUCCCAACAGGUGUGCUGUGCUCAAGGACCAAUUCCUGAAGCUGAGCCAAUACCACCAGCUGAAAACUGCUGAAAACUACACUGCGCUGAACAGGGAGAUUGAGAUGCUGCUUCACCAGGAGGGGCUGAAAGAGGCAGGAAGGAUCUUCUACUUCUCAGUACCACCAUUUGCCUACACAGAGAUUGCUCGACACAUCAACAGCAGCUGCAGGCCACCUCCGGGUGCCUGGCUACGUGUGGUGCUGGAAAAACCUUUUGGCCAUGACCUGGAGUCAGCCCAGCAAAUGGCUGCAGAGCUGAUGAGCUUCUUCAGGGAAGAGGAGAUGUACCGGGUGGACCACUACCUUGGUAAACAGGCUGUAGCCCAUAUCUUGCCUUUUCGAGAUCAGAACCGUCAGUUUCUGGAUCCGAUUUGGAACCGACAUCAUGUGGAAAGAGUGGAGAUCGUCUUGAAGGAAACUGUGGAUGCUAAAGGCCGCACCAGUUUCUAUGAGCAGUAUGGAGUCAUCCGGGACGUGCUGCAGAACCACCUCACUGAGGCCCUGAUGUUCCUGACCAUGGAGCUCCCAGGAAACCUGAGCAAGGCUGAAGAAGUCUUGCAGUGCAAGCUGCAGGCCCUGCAGUCCUUGCGAGGCCUGGAGAAACAGAGUGUUGUGUUGGGUCAGUAUCAGGCAUAUGCCAGCCAUGUAAAGGAGGAGCUGCAGAAGGGGCAGGACUAUGUCAGCAGAACACCAACCUUUGCAGGUGUGCUCAUUCACAGUGACAGCCUGCGUUGGGAAGGGGUUCCUUUCCUCCUGACUUCUGGAAAAGCUCUGGAUGAACGGGUAGGUUAUGUCCGUGUUCUCUUCAAGAACCGGGCCUACUGCACACAGAGUGAGGCUUUGAGGGAUGCAGGGCACAGCCAAUGUAAACCCAAGCAGAUUGUAUUCUACAUCGGACAUGGAGUGCUCGACACCCCAGCAGUGCUGGUGAGCAGGAACCUUUUCAAGCCCAUCAUGCCAAAAAGCAGUUGGAAAGAAGUUGUAGGGCAGCCAAACCUGCAUGUUUUUGGACAGCUGCUGUCUGAUUACUACAUGUACAGCCCUGUGAAAGAGAGAGAUGCGUAUUCUGUCCUCAUCUCCAACAUCUACCAUGGCAGGAAAGACUUCUUCAUAACCACUGAGAACUUGCUGGCCUCCUGGGCAUUCUGGACACCGCUGCUGAACAGCAUUUCACACCAGGCCCCACGCCUCUACCCUGGUGGAGUGGAGAACCAGAACUUCUUAGACUUUGAAAUGGUGAGUGGGGAACUGGCAUUCACAGAGCCAGAGCCAGUGGAAUUGCUGAGCCUCGGUGGGCCGAUGCCAAGUGAUUACAAGACGAUCCAGUCAAAGUUUCGACAGAGCCCCCUGGUCUCAGCGUGGUCUGAGGUCUUGAUUUCCCAGCUGGCUUCUGAUAUCGAGAAGGCAGCAAGCAGAGCUGUGGCACGCUCUGGGCAGUUCCACCUGGCUCUCUCAGGUGGCUCAAGCCCAGUGGCCCUAUUCCAGCGGCUGGCAAGACACCAUUAUGACUUCCCAUGGAGGCACACGCACCUCUGGCUGGUGGAUGAGCGUUGUGUCCCACUCACUGACCCAGAGUCCAACUUCUUCAGCUUGCACAACCACCUCCUGCAGAACAUCAGAGUUCCCUACUUCAAUGUCCACCCCAUGCCCGUGCACAUGCACCAGCGGCUCUGUGUGGAAGAGGAUGGAGGCGCAGAGCUGUAUGCCAAGGAGAUCAUGGCCCUGGUGGCCAACGCCAGCUUUGACCUGGUGCUGCUGGGGGUGGGCACUGAUGGGCACACUGCCUCGCUGUUCCCCCACUCUGAGAACGGCCUGGAAGGGGCUCAGGCUGUGGUGCUGACCGAAAGCCCUGUCAAACCUCACCAGAGGAUGAGCCUCAGUUUGCCCCUUAUCAACAAGGCCCAACAGGUGUUUGUCCUAGUUAUGGGGAAGGGCAAACAUGACAUCACCACGCUGAUCAGCAGGGUGGGUCGUGAGCCAAGAAAAUGGCCUAUCUCGGGUGUCAACCCCAGCUCAGGUCAGCUGGUGUGGUACAUGGAUUAUGAAGCUCUGCUUGGGUGAUGUUCCUAGUGUCCCUUCUAGUCCUGGCUCUUAAAACCUAGAUUUUCCUACAGGGUGUCCAUGUUUUUCUAUUGCCAGCAGCAGCUUCUUCUCUGAUAGAGAAUUUCUCUGGGAAAUUGGUGGUCUGCAUUGCCUCUGGCAUUUGAGCUCAGCUCAGUGUGCAGAGCUAAGCAGGAUCCAAGAGCCCGGUGCGGCAUUGCUGGCUCUGCCAGGACUGAGCUGUGACAUUGGACAGAUUACCUCACCUUGAAGUGCCUCAGUUUUCACCUCUCAGGCUUUUAUGAUUAUUAACACUGAGCUACCUCGUACACACAAUGGGAGACUUAUUAAAUUAAAUACCUGCCAGAAAUUUUCUUCUUUAUUCUCAGGUCUGAAGAUGGACAUGGUAAUGACGUGUCUGUCUUCUGCUCAGCUUUGCCUGGGACGUUGCAGUGGCCUCAGCAAAAUGAGUCUCAUGCACUUGAGUCUGUUUGUUGUGUCCAUGCAGCCCAUUGUAAUGUCAGCCAGUACAGGCUGUGGCUGGGCUCUCCUGCAGCUCUCAUGGCAUGUGGCCCCUAAAUGCUGACACCAAUUUGUGAGCUCUCUGUAGUUCUGGGUCUUCGCCAGUUGCCGAGCAGCAGGAGCUGAGACUAUACGCAGUAAUUUGCUGCUUUCCUUAAGUGGGUAGCUGGUACCAGGGGGAUGGAGAAGGAAACCACACUGCUUUUUAGGCUGUUAGAAUAAUGGGGACAGGGCAAGGAACAUGGCAGUUCACAAAGCUGUUAUUUCCUUGCAGCACAAUAAUUAUUGAGGGAAAACCUUGGUGUUCAGAAUAGUCAUUUGUGUUUAGCCAGCGAAGGAGUGUUGUUUUCCUUAUCCAUCUUCUGUGUUUGUGUCAUUUCUCUAAACCAUUUUUGUCUGUCCUCAGAAUUGAAGCUUGCUGUGCCAUUCAGUGGCUUAUAAAAUUUCUGUGGGAGGCAGCUUUAAAAACCAUCCACGUGUCCCUCGUUACGUUGUGCAUUAAUGUAGUUUUGGGAUGGGGGUGGUUGGAUUUCAGCUCCAGGACACUGACUUAGAAUAGCAAGGAACUUUCUCCACACAUCCACUCUGGCUGGUCCUGUGUGGAGCCACAAGUUAGACUCAAUGAUUCUUAUAGGUCACUUACAACUUGGGAUAUUCUGGAUGGAGGUGGUGGGGCUCAGAGUGAUGCAGGGACCCCAGUGCUGACACAAAAUGGCACCUGGACUGCAGGAAGCAGCAGUGAGUUGUGUGGCUUUAGGCUGUGCCACCCUUCAUGGCCCUGUAGCCUCAGGAGGAAAGUGGGAUCCUCAGUAAUUGCUCCUGGAGUUUGGUGACUCUUCACAGACCUGCAGUUCCCCAGGAUGUGGAAGGAAGGAGACUUUGUUUGCAGCAGUUGAAUGAUAGGCAUUGGCCUCAAAUCCUUCCCUGCAUGGGGCAUCUGCUGGAUCCUGGUAAUGAGGAUGCAAAUUGGGUUGCAUCCAAUUGCAAGUCUGGCAGCACGUGGAACACUUUGAAUGGCCCACGCUUCCAGGUUCUCAAGUCCUUGCCUUCCAGCAUAAUUCUCAUCUUAAUGCAGAAAUCAGAACCUCUGCUAAUUGUGCAGAUAAAAGAGCAUUGAGCAAACUGCAGAGAGCCUGUUGGUUGUCAGCAGUCCCUGGGCAAACAGGGCCAGGGAGAACAUGAGCUGGCAGAAGCUGUGGGCUGCAGGAACAGGCCAAGUUCUCAGGGGCUGGCUGCAGUCUCUGGCAGCCCCCUCCCAAACUUGCAGAUGGUGCUUAAAAGCAGCUUAAAAACAGCUUUGUCUGUACUGCAGCUGACUGAGCAGAGCUGAGCUGUCCUGAUGCACAUCGCUUGGCUCUUACAUGGGAAAGGAUGGGACUUCUCCAGGUGUAGCUGUGUCAUCUGCAGAAGAAAGACAAGUGCCUUAACUGGCCUGCUUCAGCAACUGGGAUGGUUGGUUGGUCUGUGCUUGCUCAUCAAUACGUUUGCUGCUGCCUGUUUGGGGCAGAAACACAAAAGGGUGAAAAUAAAUUGCAGGGGAAGAAAAUAGCAUAGAAAUGCAGGAGGAAGGCAAGCACUGCAGGCACCUUGGUGCAAGUAAAGUCUGGAAUAAGAGAAAAUAACUGGAAUAAGUAGAUGAGUGAUUACAAACACUGGCUCUAAAUUAUACCGCAGUAGCUGGAACAGCUGUGCAGAGGAAGAUGUGUUAGGUCUGGUAUAUCCAUAAAUUGAAACUUCAUUUUCUUUCUUCAAACAAAAGUAGCCGUGUUAACUUGAAUCUGUUCUUGUGUACUUGAGGUUGAGGGAACAACAAUGAAAAAUGCACCUAUGUGGGAAUGAAUACGUUGUUACAAAUGGCAGAAUCUAUUCCUGCUUUACAAACUGUGACGGUUGUGGUUUCUCGUUUCUGCACGUUCUUUUAUAACAUUUGGCUGGUACCUUUCAAAAUAAACACCGAUCUUUAUUUUUAGAGGGCUUUAUUUGCACUUCUAAAUAACGUUCUCAGCACUGCCAGCCCAAGAGCAGCUGUUCUUUAGAGCUGAAGAUAGGGAUCGUUUGGGAAGUCUCCAAUGGGUCACCCUGAAAUUCAGCCUGGUUUUAUAAAAAUCCAUUAGGAACCUGUGUGUGUUGUUCUCAUUGAGUAUAGCUGUCAGGGUUGUUUGGUUUCCUUGAGCACUGUCUAUAUAUUUUUUCCACAGACAUUCCUUUUAAACUCUUUACUACUCAGCAUUUGCCAGAUGAGAAGUAAAUAUUUUGCAGCGUGUAACGUUUGUGACUGGCAAGAAGGAGACUGGAUGGGAAGAAGGGCAGAACCAGCAGCAAAUCUGAUGGAGAAGAAUGGUAGAAAUCCGCUGGGCUACAGGCCAAGGAGCAGUGCUAUUUUUAUGUUGUAAAAGCUAUUAAUAGGAGCCGUGCACCUUCCUGACAGGCUGUGUAUUAACCUUUCUUUGCAGAAGCAAAUCCAUGGAGUAACUGCUUGGAGUCUUUCUCUCCUAAAUGAACAUUGAUAACAACUCCUUUCUGUUUUUUUAAAUGACAGAUGGUUUCUUCAUUGCAUUCCUGUCGUUCAGUGGUGUGAUAUUUACUGUUCUAUAGAAAACUAACACUGGAAUUCAUUCUUUCUCACUGUAACUUUUAUAACUCAACUUGUUAAAUCUUAUUUUCCCAUGAGUAAAUUUUGAUUCCUUUCAUGUUGUGUCAUGAAUAGUGAUUUAUAUUUAUAAAAAAAUAAAUAUUUUUUCAGCAUUAA